Messenger RNA from Oenanthe melanoleuca, 2883 nucleotides. RefSeq names its product cholinergic receptor nicotinic alpha 4 subunit (gene CHRNA4). NCBI's taxonomy places the organism in Eukaryota, Metazoa, Chordata, Aves, Passeriformes, Muscicapidae. Gene Ontology annotation, molecular function: transmembrane signaling receptor activity; acetylcholine-gated monoatomic cation-selective channel activity. The record is from RefSeq and is a predicted model, not a curated record. The coding region runs from base 532 to 2442 and encodes 636 amino acids. Gene Ontology annotation, cellular component: synapse; neuron projection; postsynaptic membrane. The transcript has 5 exons. Gene Ontology annotation, biological process: regulation of membrane potential; nervous system process; chemical synaptic transmission.
GAUUCUCUCCUGCUCCUGCUCCUCCUCCUAAGCAGGAGGUGGGCAGGUCUGACUACAUUAAAUAUACAAACACGCUGUGCUCACUCUCAGGCAUCAUCCGUGGCCCAUCAGCAGCAAAACCCGAGCGAAGGCUGCCCCAAGGGCUGGGGAAGGCUGAAAGCAGCAGCAGCAGCAGCAAAUAAAGCAGCAGCCUGGUGGGAAAGGGGAGAGGAGCAGCAGGAGGAGGCUGGGCACCCCAGGCUCGCACAGGAGCUCCUGCAGCCCCUGCACAUCACCUGUGAGUGACCCAGCAGCAGCGUCCCAGCAAACAGCAUCCUUCGAGGAGGAAGAGCAUCCUUCGAGGAGGAAGAGCUGGAAGAGAGAAGAGCAAAAAAAAAAAAAACAAAACCACAACAAAGCACCAGCUGCUAUCCCUUCCCAGAGGGAGAGAGAGUGGAAGGAGUUUAAGGGAAUGAACCUGGAGGAUCCAGAGACUCAGAGUGGAAAAGUUGCCCUGACGGGAGACUCUGCACACUGAAGCUCUGCUCCACGAUGGGAUUUCUCGUGCCUAAGGGAAACCUCCUCCUCCUGCUGUGUGCCAGCGUUUUCCCCGCCUUUGGCCACGUGGAGACCCGAGCCCACGCCGAGGAGCGGCUGCUGAAGAAACUCUUCUCAGGUUACAACAAGUGGUCGCGUCCCGUGGCCAACAUCUCGGACGUGGUGCUGGUGCGCUUCGGGCUCUCCAUCGCCCAGCUCAUCGACGUGGAUGAGAAAAACCAAAUGAUGACCACGAAUGUGUGGGUGAAGCAGGUGGGUGCCCCUAAAAGUGUGUUUUUCCUUGUUUCUUUGCAUUUUUUUCUGCUGAACUCUCCCAGGUUUGUAACCACCUAUUUUUGGCAGGAGUGGCACGACUACAAGCUGCGCUGGGACCCCCAGGAGUACGAAAAUGUCACAUCCAUCCGCAUCCCCUCGGAGCUCAUCUGGAGGCCAGACAUUGUCCUGUACAACAAUGCUGACGGUGACUUUGCAGUGACCCACCUGACCAAGGCUCACCUCUUCUAUGACGGGAGAAUUAAGUGGAUGCCCCCUGCUAUCUAUAAAAGCUCCUGCAGCAUCGAUGUCACCUUCUUCCCCUUUGACCAGCAAAACUGCACGAUGAAGUUUGGCUCCUGGACCUAUGACAAAGCCAAGAUAGACCUGGUGAGCAUGCACAGCCACGUGGACCAGCUGGACUACUGGGAGAGCGGGGAGUGGGUCAUCAUCAACGCCGUGGGCAAUUACAACAGCAAGAAAUACGAGUGCUGCACAGAGAUCUACCCUGAUAUCACUUACUCCUUCAUUAUCCGGAGGCUGCCGCUCUUCUACACCAUCAACCUGAUCAUCCCCUGCCUGCUGAUCUCCUGCCUGACCGUCCUGGUCUUCUACCUGCCCUCUGAGUGUGGGGAGAAGAUAACCCUGUGCAUCUCCGUGCUGCUGUCCCUCACUGUGUUCCUGCUGCUCAUCACGGAGAUCAUCCCAUCCACCUCCCUGGUCAUCCCUCUGAUUGGGGAGUACCUGCUGUUCACCAUGAUUUUCGUUACCUUGUCUAUCAUCAUCACUGUCUUCGUGCUCAACGUGCACCACCGCUCCCCCCGCACCCACACCAUGCCAGACUGGGUCAGGAGGGUUUUCCUGGACGUGGUGCCUCGGAUCCUGUUCAUGAAACGUCCCUCCACAGUGAAGGACAGCUGCAAGAAGCUCAUCGAGUCCAUGCACAAGACAGCCAACGCGCCGAGGCUCUGGUCCGAGAUGGACGUGGAGCCCACCUUCACUACCUCAUCCUCUCCCAGCCCCCAGAGCGACGAGCCAUCGCCCACCUCCUCCCUCUGCGCCCACCUGGAGGAGCCAGCCCAGCCCCAGCCCCUCUGCAAGUCCCCCUCUGGCCAGUGCUCAGGGCUGCACCCAGAGCCCGCACAGGUGUCCUGCUCCUCUCCCCAGCCCUGCUCUGCCCUGAAGGGCAGGUCGCUGAGCGUGCAGCAGAUGCACAGCCCCGGCAAGGGCGAGGAGGGCGCGAUGCGCUGCCGGUCCCGCAGCAUCCAGCACUGCUACCUGCAGGAGGACUCCUGCCGGGCCAGCGCCCGCCCCAGCGGCUCCCCGGCCUGCCGGCCCCACGACAAGCCCCCCCAGUGCAGCUGCAAGUGCAAAAAGGCUGUGGCAGCCGGCACAGCGGCCCAGGGCAGCAGGAGCCACGGCGCCAAGGAGCAGCACCUCGUGCUGAUGUCCCCGGCCCUGAAGCUGGCAGUGGAAGGGGUUCACUACAUCGCAGACCACCUGCGGGCAGAGGAUGCUGACUUCUCAGUGAAGGAAGACUGGAAGUACGUUGCAAUGGUCAUUGACAGGAUCUUCCUCUGGAUGUUCAUCAUUGUGUGUCUGCUGGGAACUGUUGGGCUCUUUCUCCCACCGUGGCUGGCAGGAAUGAUCUAAAUAUAGCACCAAAGGGAAGAGAUUAUUGUCCCACUAUCCCUCUGUGGGUUUUAGUUCACCUGGAAGGAGAGCACAGAGAGAUGGGGGCAGCCCUUUGAAUAAUUCACUGCGUGUCCUCACUCGAGCUGCUCCCAGGGAAUCCUUUCUGAAGUUGCAUUGUUUUGCUGAGCCAUUUCCAUCUCCUCCAUCUAAUUUAGGGGAAGAGUUCUUAUCCAAGUCUGUACAUAGCACGGUGGCAUUCAUUGGCAUAUACUCAGCAGUGUAAGAACACGAGCUUGUCCUAAAGCAGCACAGAAAGGGGCUCUGCAUCCACAAACCAGCCCCUGGCAAUAGCUCCAGGCACCCUCAGCAGCCUCACUGUGCCCUGCCCUGUCAGGCUCAAGUCUUGCAGGGCUGUGUGUCCCUGUAUGAGUCAUUUUAUAAAUAAAGUUCUGAAUUUGG